CUUUCUGCCGCCAUCUUGGUUCCGCGUUCCCUGCACAAAAUGCCCGGCGAAGCCACAGAAACCGUCCCUGCUACAGAGCAGGAGUUGCCGCAGCCCCAGGCUGAGACAGCUGUGCUACCUAUGUCUUCAGCCUUGAGUGUCACUGCUGCCUUAGGGCAGCCUGGACCUACCCUCCCCCCUCCUUGCUCUCCUGCCCCACAACAGUGCCCUCUCUCAGCUGCUAACCAGGCUUCCCCAUUCCCUUCCCCCUCUACUAUUGCCUCGACCCCUUUAGAAGUUCCUUUUCCCCAGUCAUCCUCUGGAACAGCCCUACCUUUGGGAACUGCCCCUGAAGCCCCAACCUUCCUACCAAACCUAAUAGGGCCUCCCAUCUCCCCAGCUGCCUUAGCUCUAGCCUCUCCCAUGAUAGCUCCAACUCUGAAAGGGACCCCUUCCUCUUCAGCUCCCUUAGCUCUGGUUGCCCUGGCUCCCCACUCAGUUCAGAAGAGUUCUGCUUUUCCACCUAACCUUCUUACUUCACCUCCUUCAGUGGCUGUAGCUGAGUCAGGGUCAGUGAUAACUCUGUCAGCUCCCAUUGCUCCCUCAGAACCAAAGACUAAUCUUAAUAAAGUUCCCUCUGAGGUAGUCCCUAAUCCAAAAGGCACCCCCAGCCCUCCAUGUAUAGUCAGUACUGUUCCUUACCACUGUGUGACUCCCAUGGCCUCUAUUCAAUCUGGAGUGGCCUCCCUUCCUCAGACAACACCCACAACUACCCUAGCCAUCGCUUCCCCUCAAGUCAAAGAUACCACCAUUUCCUCAGUUCUGAUUUCUCCACAAAACCCAGGAAGCCUCAGCCUGAAGGGGCCUGUUAGUCCACCUGCUGCCUUAUCUCUUUCAACUCAGUCUCUUCCUGUGGUGACCUCUUCUCAAAAGACUGCGGGUCCCAACACCCCCCCAGAUUUUCCCAUUUCUCUGGGCUCUCAUCUUGCACCUUUACAUCAGAGUUCUUUUGGUUCUGUCCAACUUUUAGGUCAAACAGGUCCUAGUGCUUUGUCAGACCCUACAGUGAAGACCAUUUCUGUAGAUCAUUCUUCCACAGGGGCCUCUUAUCCUUCUCAGAGAUCUGUAAUUCCUCCCCUUCCUUCCAGAAAUGAGGUAGUUCCUGCUACUGUGGCUGCCUUUCCAGUGGUGGCUCCAUCUGUUGACAAAGGUCCCUCUACCAUCUCUAGCAUAACCUGCAGCCCUUCUGGCUCCUUAAAUGUAGCUACCUCUUUUUCAUUAUCUCCUACAACCUCUCUCAUUCUCAAAAGCUCUCCUAAUGCCACUUAUCAUUAUCCUUUAGUGGCCCAAAUGCCCGUUUCUUCUGUUGGAACCACCCCACUUGUGGUGACUAACCCCUGUACAAUUGCUGCAGCACCUACUACUACCUUUGAGGUAGCUACUUGUGUUUCUCCUCCAAUGUCAUCAGGUCCCAUAAGUAACAUAGAACCAACUUCCCCUGCUGCCUUGGUUAUGGCACCUGUGGCUCCCAAAGAGCCUUCUACUCAAGUAGCAACCACUCUGAGGAUACCAGUCUCUCCUCCUCUGCCAGACCCUGAAGACCUCAAAAAUCUCCCCAGUUCAGUAUUGGUUAAAUUUCCAACACAAAAAGACCUCCAAACUGUACCUGCCUCUCUUGAAGGAGCCCCUUUCUCUCCAGCCCAAGCAGGACUCACCACCAAGAAAGACCCUACUGUAUUACCGUUAGUCCAGGCAGCCCCUAAAAAUUCCCCUUCUUUCCAAAGUACAUCCUCUUCUCCAGAGAUACCUCUUUCUCCUGAAGCCACCCUAGCAAAGAAAAGCCUUGGGGAGCCUCUCCCUAUAGGUAAGCCAGCCAGCAGUAUGACCUCCCCUCUGGGUGUUAACUCCUCGGCCUCUGUAAUCAAGACAGAUUCUUAUGCAGGCCCAGACUCUGCUGGUCCGCUUCUCAAAAGUUCUCUCAUUACCCCAACAGUGGCUGCAUUUCCUUUGGAAAGUGCUGACCCUGCCGGGGUGGCUCCCACAACUGCCAAAGGUACCUCAACUUAUACAACUACAGCCAGCCCUUUUCUAGAAGGAACUGUCUCUUUAGCUCCUAAAAACCACCCAGUUAAGGAAGGUACUCUUACUACUUUACCCUUGGUUCCUACAGCUUCAGAAAAUUGCCCUGUGGCUCCAUCCCCCCAGAAUACCUGUGCUCCUCUGGCUACCUUAGUGCUGGCCCCUGAAAUCCCAAAGUCUGUGCCCUCACCCUCUCUUCCCCCAGCUGGGACUCCUCCAGGUACAAAAAAGGUUGAUGGUAUUUCUCAUACUUCAGCAUUGGCACCUGUUGCUUCCUCUCCCAAAGAGUGCCCAACUGAGGACUCUGGUGCUUCUGCUACUGCAUCUUCCAAAGGAACUCUGACUUACCUAGCUGAUUCCCCAUCUCCUUUAGGGGUUAGUGUGUCUCCUCAGACUAAAAGACCUCCAACCAAGAAGGGUUCUGCUGGCCCUGAUACUCCUAUUGGAAAUCUCUCAUCCCCUGUUUCUCCAGUUGAAGCUUCAUUUCUUCCAGAGAAUAGUCUUUCUUUCCAAGGCUCUAAAGACUCACCAGCCACGACGCAUUCUCCCACUCCUCCAUCCCCCAAAGGGGCCCCUACUCCCUCAGCUGUGACUCCUCUGUCUCCCAAAGGAGUAACACUACCCCCCAAAGAGACCCCCACUCCUUCAGUGGUGAAUCUGCCCUUCCCCAAAGAGGGUCCAGCUACUCCAGCACCCAAACAGGCUCCUGCUCUAUCCAUGACUUCUUCCUCCCCCAAAAAGGCCCGAGCAACUCCAGCCCCUAAAGGAAUCCCAGCUUCCCCAUCCCCCAAAGGGGCCCCCACACCCCCAGCUGCAACUCCUCCCUCCCCUAAAGGAGGCCCAGCUACCCCAUCCCCGAAAUGGGCCCCCACACCCCCAGCUGCAACUCCUCCCUCCCCAAAAGGAGGUCCAGCUACUCCAUCCCCCAAAGGGGCCCCCACACCCCCAGCUGCAACUCCUCCCUCCCCCAAAGGAGGUCCAGCUACUCCAUCCCCCAAAGGGGCCCCCACACCCCCAGCUGUGACUCCUCCCUCCCCCAAAGGAAGUCCAGCAGCUACCCCAUUCCCCAAAGGGGCAUCCACACCCCCAGCUGCAACUCCUCCCUCCCCCAAAGGAAGUCCAGCAGCUACCCCACUCCCCAAAGGGGCCCCCACAACCCCAGCUGCAACUCUUCCCUCCCCAAAAGGAGGUCCAGCUACCCCAUCCCUCAAGGGGGCCCCCACUCCCCCAGCUGCGACUCCUCCCUCCCCAAAAGGAGGCCCAGCUACCCCAUCCCCCAAAGGGGCCCCCAUGCCCCCAGCUGCAACUCCUCCCUCCCCAAAAGGAGGUCUAGCUACCCCACCCCACAAAGGGGCACCCACAACCCCAGCUGCAACUCCUCCCUCCCCAAAAGGAGGUCUAGCUACCCCACCCCCAAAAGGGGCCCCCACAACCCCAGCUGCAACUCCUCCUUCCCCAAAAGGAGGUCUAGCUACCCCACCCCCAAAAGGGGCCCCCACAACCCCAGCUGCAACUCCUCCUUCCCCAAAAGGAGGUCUAGCUACCCCAUCCCCCAAAGGGGCCCCCACAACCCCAGCUGCAACUCCUCCCUCCCCAAAAGGAGGUCUAGCUACCCCAUCCCCCAAAGGGGCCCCCACAACCCCAGCUGCAACUCCUCCCUCCCCAAAAGGAGGUCUGGCUACCCCAUCCCCCAAAGGGGCCCCCACAACCCCAGCUGCAACUCCUCCCUCCCCAAAAGGAGGCCCAGCUACCCCACCCCCCAAAGGGGCCCCCACUCCCCCAGCUGCAACUCCUCCCUCCCUAAAAGGAGGUCUAGCUACCCCACCCCACAAAGGGGCCCCCAAUCCCGCAGUUGUAACUCCUCCCUCUCCAAAAGGAGGCCCAGCUACCUCACCCCCCAAAGGGGCCCCCACUCCUCCAGCUGCAACUCCUCCCUCCCCAAAAGGAAGCCCAGGUACCCCACCCCCCAAAGGGGCCCCCACUCCCCCAGCUGUAACUCCUCCCUCCCCUAAAGGGACCCCUACUCUCCCAGCUACAACUCCCUCCUCUAAAGGAGGCCCAACUACUCCAUCCUCCAAAGAGGGCCCCACUCCCCCAGCUGCAACCCCCUCCCACAAAGGAGGUCCCGCUAUGACUCCUCCCUCCCCCAAAAGAGGACCAGCUAUCCCAUCUCCCAAAGGGGACCCCACUUCCCCAGCAGUGAUUCCUCUCUCCCCCAAAAAGGCUCCAGCAACUCCAGUCACCAGAGAAGGCGCAGCCACCCCAUCCAAAGGAGAUCUCACUCCCCCAGCAGUGACUCCUGUCUCCCUCAAAAAGGCCCCAGCAACUUCAGCCCCCAAAGGAGGCCCAGCUACCCCAUCCUCCAAAGGGGAUCCCACCCUCCCAGCAGUGACUCCUCCUUCCCCCAAGGAGCCCCCAGCCCCCAAACAAGUUGCCACUUCUUCCUCUCCCAAAAAGGCCCCAGCAACUCCAGCCCCCAUGGGGGCCCCCACUCUGCCAGCUGUGAUUCCUUCUUCCCCCAAAGAGGUCCCAGCUACCCCAUCCUCCAGAAGGGACCCCAUUGCCCCAACAGCGACUCUUCUCUCUAAAAAGACCCCAGCAACUCUAGCCCCCAAAGAGGCCCUCAUUCCCCCAGCUAUGACUGUUCCCUCCCCUAAAAAGACCCCAGCAAUUCCAACCCCCAAAGAAGCCCCAGCUACCCCAUCCUCCAAAGAGGCCUCCAGUCCCCCAGCAGUGACUCCUUCCACUUACAAAGGGGCCCCAUCCCCCAAAGAGCUCCUCAUUCCACCAGCUGUGACUUCUCCUUCCCCCAAAGAGGCACCUACUCCUCCAGCUGUGACUCCUCCAUCCCCCGAAAAGGGCCCAGCAACUCCAGCCCCCAAAGGGACUCCCACUUCCCCACCUGUGACUCCUUCCUCCCUCAAAGACUCCCCUACUUCCCCAGCUUCUGUCACAUGUAAAAUGGGGGCCACUGUUCCUCAAGCAUCUAAAGGGCUUCCAGCAAAGAAAGGCCCCACAGCUCUGAAAGAAGUACUUGUUGCCCCAGCUCCAGAAAGCACGCCAAUCAUCACAGCUCCCACUCGGAAAGGUCCACAGACCAAAAAGAGUUCUGCUACUUCACCUCCUAUAUGCCCAGAUCCCUCAGCUAAGAAUGGUUCUAAAGGACCCCUUUCCACAGUGGCUCCAGCCCCUCUACUCCCUGUUCAGAAAGACUCUUCAAAGACAGCAAAAGGCAAAGAUGCUUCUCAUUCCCCAAAGGGCCCCUUGGCUCCUCCUGAGUCUAAGGCGUCCACCCCUCUAACAGCAGCUGCCUUUGAGAAGGUCCUUCCUAAACCUGAAUCAGCAUCUGUCUCUGCAGCACCCUCCCCACCAGUCUCUCUGCCUCUUGCUCCCUCCCCAGUUCCCACUCUGCCUCCUAAACAGCAAUUUCUGCCGUCCUCUCCUGGGCUGGUGUUGGAAUCACCCUCUAAACCCCUUGCCCCUGCUGAUGAGGAUGAGCUGCUGCCUCUGAUUCCCCCGGAACCAAUCUCUGGGGGAGUGCCUUUCCAGUCGGUCCUCGUCAACAUGCCCACCCCUAAAUCUGCUGGAAUCCCUGUCCCAACCCCCUCUGCCAAGCAACCUGUUACGAAGAACAACAAGGGGUCUGGAACAGAAUCUGACAGUGAUGAAUCAGUACCAGAGCUUGAAGAACAGGAUUCCACCCAGGCAACCACACAACAAGCCCAGCUGGCGGCAGCAGCUGAAAUUGAUGAAGAACCAGUCAGUAAAGCAAAACAGAGUCGGAGUGAAAAGAAGGCACGGAAGGCUAUGUCCAAACUGGGUCUUCGGCAGGUUACAGGAGUUACUAGAGUCACUAUCCGGAAAUCUAAGAAUAUCCUCUUUGUCAUCACAAAACCAGAUGUCUACAAGAGCCCUGCUUCAGAUACUUACAUAGUUUUUGGGGAAGCCAAGAUCGAAGAUUUAUCCCAGCAAGCACAACUAGCAGCUGCUGAGAAAUUCAAAGUUCAAGGUGAAGCUGUCUCAAACAUUCAAGAAAACACACAGACUCCAACUGUACAAGAGGAGAGUGAAGAGGAAGAGGUCGAUGAAACAGGUGUAGAAGUUAAGGACAUUGAAUUGGUCAUGUCACAAGCAAAUGUGUCGAGAGCAAAGGCAGUCCGAGCCCUGAAGAACAACAGUAAUGAUAUUGUAAAUGCGAUUAUGGAAUUAACAAUGUAACCAUAUGGAAGCAACUUUUUUUGGUGUCUCAAAGGAGUAACUGCAGCUUGGUUUGAAAUUUGUACUGUUUCUAUCAUAAAUAAAGUUAUGGCUUCUUGUUGGAUGAAUUCA
Molecule: messenger RNA, 6387 nt
Organism: Homo sapiens (human)
Lineage: Eukaryota; Metazoa; Chordata; Mammalia; Primates; Hominidae
Gene: NACA
Product: nascent polypeptide associated complex subunit alpha
Exons: 9
Coding region: 40-6276 (2078 amino acids)
Cellular component (GO): cytoplasm; nascent polypeptide-associated complex; nucleus
Source: RefSeq, marked reviewed